This is a messenger RNA of Rhododendron vialii, 1381 nucleotides long. Its product is annotated as abscisic acid receptor PYL5-like. Lineage: Eukaryota; Viridiplantae; Streptophyta; Magnoliopsida; Ericales; Ericaceae. The coding region runs from base 444 to 980 and encodes 178 amino acids. Gene Ontology annotation, biological process: abscisic acid-activated signaling pathway. The transcript has 3 exons. The record is from RefSeq and is a predicted model, not a curated record. Gene Ontology annotation, molecular function: abscisic acid binding; signaling receptor activity; protein phosphatase inhibitor activity. Gene Ontology annotation, cellular component: nucleus; cytoplasm.
GAGAAUAAUGCUUUAAUUCAGCCCCACUAAAUAGUAACUAUAUAGACUUGAACUCCAAAGUAUAGCCGGAGAAGAGAAAUUUGAGUAACCCUUUCAGCCAACCACUUUGUGGUAAAUUUUCCUCAACUUGUUUACAUAAUUACAUUGUCCAAUAGGUGCUGUCGCCAAGUGAACCGGUUUCCAGGUCGACCGCAGAUUUGGAACCAACCGGGUUUGGGGGCAUCAAACACCAUGCAGGUGCAGUGCCCAAUUUCUUUUUUCUUUGCAAAAAGUUAAGACUCUGAACUGAACUGAACUCAACCACGGAGAGAGAGAGAGAGAGAGAGAGGGAGAGAGAGAGAUUAUUACUGGAUUAUAUCAGAAACGAGAGAAGGAAGCUAGUCUGAGGUGGUGGUUGUUUGUAAUUGAGUUUGGAUUGAUUGUGUUGGAGUAAGAGAAGAAUAAUGGAAGGAGAGCACAUAAGGAGGCACCACAAGCACGAGCCCAAAGACAACCAGUGCACUUCCGUUCUCGUCAAGCACAUCAAAGCCCCCGUUGAUCUCGUUUGGUCAUUGGUGAGGAGCUUCGAUCAGCCACAGAAGUAUAAGCCGUUUGUGAGCCGAUGUAUCGUGCAGCAAGGUGACCUUAAGAUUGGGAGUCUGAGACAGGUGAAUGUGAAAUCGGGACUUCCGGCCACUAUGAGCACUGAAAGGCUCGAACUGCUUGAUGAUGAAGAACACAUCCUCGGUAUCAGGAUUAUUGGUGGUGAUCACAGGCUGAAGAACUAUUCUUCGAUCAUCACUGUUCACCCAGAGAUAACUGAAGGAAGGCCGGGGACCGUAGUGAUAGAGUCAUUUGUAGUCGACGUGCCCAAUGGAAACACAAACGAUGAGACAUGCUACUUUGUUAAGGCCCUCAUCAACUGCAACCUCAAAUCUUUGGCUGAAGUCUCUGAGAGAAUGGCCAUCCAGAUCCGGGGAGGACCCACAGUGCGAGUCUGACUGGCGGGGUGGCAGGAUUUUUAAAGAAUUGUGAUGGCUGUUGGUAAAAAAUCCUGAUUCAGUCACCCACAAGCUUUGUAGAGAUUGGUUGGAGCAGGUCUUUCUCUUCCACUUUCGCACAAGUUUUGUAUGGAGUCUUGCUCUUAGAGUAGACAUUAUCAUCCUCUUUUCAAUUUUAGUUUUGUCCUUGUUUGCUUCUCUUAAAGUGCUGCUCUUACUAUUCGGUGAACUCUACGUAUAAGAGAACUUUGUUCUCUUCCACUGGAAUGUUCUUGGGUUUCGAGCAUGGACUUCUGUAAGUUGUAGUGGUGUAAAAAAUGUAAAUAUACGCGAAAAAUGUGUUGUCGAGUUUGGAUUUUCACGUUUGUGGUGGAAAUGGACUUGUGGGGAUGUGUUUCUUA